CUGUUCCCCCACUUCCCUCCUUCCUUUGUCAGUCCCUCUUCAGCCCAUUCCAGCUCCUUCGUCGUCUCCCUUUGGUUGUGAUUUAGUUUUUUUGGUUGAGCGAUGUGUUGUUCGGUGGGUUUUGCCCGGUCGUUGGGCCUGGCUCUGCUGCCGCUGGCACUCUGCUGUAUCCUGGCUAACCUGCUGCUGUUGUUUCCAAUGGGAGAAAUCACUUACAUCCAACAGGAUCGUCUAGCCAGCUACAUCUGGUACUUUGGUGGACUAGGAGGUGGAGGGCUAUUGAUGCUCAUUCCAGCUGUGGCCUUCAUCACUCUAGGGAAAUGCAGCUGCUGCUGGAAUGAAAGCUUAAUGAUGUGCGGUUCAGUUCUGGCAGCUAUCAUCGGCCUCCUGGGCUCUGGUUACUGUUUUGUCAUAUCAGGGCUUGCUUUGGUGCAGGGUCCCCACUGCUUCACCUCCCAUGGGUGGUCAUACCCCUUUGCAGAUCAGCGCGGCAGGUAUCUGUUGCAGCCCGAAAUCUGGCCACGGUGCCUUCAGCCACUCAACAUCGUAGAGUGGAACGUCACUCUACUGUUUGUGUUAUUGGGCCUUGCAGUGCUGGAGUUCAUUAUCUGUCUUUUGCAGCUUGGAAAUGGUUUGGUGAACGCCAUCUGCCGGCCCUGCUGCUACAAGCAGGAGUACAGUCUCAACGCUUAGAGAGACACGUAUUCUGCAUGAACAACAAGCAUUUCAGAAAAACACACACUUGAAAACAAACAGUACAAUAACACACGCACACAUAUUCACGAGUCUGCACACAUGACUGUAUUAAAUCACCACCUGCAAUUAAGAAGUAUCUAAGCUAUUUCAUACUGAUGAUCUAAAGUGUGAUGGACAAUGGGUUUCACAGAAGUGAGAGUAGAGUUACAUACCAUUGUCCUGAACAUAUUUUAAGAGUUUGUUGUCUAAAUUAGUCACAUCAAUCUUACAAAAUGACAAAGUCAGCCUGUUAUCAUUAAGAUGUGUGUAAAUGAGAAUAGCUUCUUCUCAUGGGGCUUGGUUUGAGACAAUGCACAUUCUCAUGGUUUGUUUUGGUUUUCUUACUCUUUAGCAUUAUAAAAUACCCUGAAGGUUUUUAGGUAUUUUGUUUGUUUAUGUUUGAACUUUGAAUACCUGUUGUUGUAAACUGUUACCUUGAUAUCUACCUGUUGCUAGUCUAUUAUUACCUACAAUUUUAUGUGUUUUUAGUGACAUUGUUUAUAAAGUACUGUUUAUUUGUGCUGCCUUGAAUAAAGAAAUAAGUUGAAUUUAA
This is a messenger RNA of Girardinichthys multiradiatus, 1288 nucleotides long. It is a transcript of the gene tm4sf1, whose product is annotated as transmembrane 4 L six family member 18. The transcript has 4 exons. Gene Ontology annotation, cellular component: membrane. Lineage: Eukaryota; Metazoa; Chordata; Actinopteri; Cyprinodontiformes; Goodeidae. The record is from RefSeq and is a predicted model, not a curated record. Bases 103 to 693 code for a protein of 196 amino acids.